AUGCAUCGACUGUGGGGUCGAUCGAUUGGUGCUGCUUUUCUCUUCCCAGCAACCUACUUUUUGUACAAAGGUUAUUUUUCCUCCACGAUGAAGCCUCGAAUUUUUAUUUACGGUGGCCUAAUUGGGUUUCAGGGUCUCUUGGGCUGGCUGAUGGUUCGUAGUGGACUAAAAGAACCUAGGCGACCAGCUGGUCUUUCGCCAAAUGAGGAAUAUGUUAGUGUACCACGUGUGGACCAUUACUGGCUUUGUGCCCAUUUAUGUUCAGCUGUUGUUCUGUAUUCAUUACUUCUGUGGGGUAGCUUUAACUAUCUAGUUUCUCAUCCUUCGGUUAGAGAGUUCAAGGAAGUAAAACGACUUAAAGCUCUUGGUCAUUUGGGAAAAGCAUUAACGUUCACAACAAUAAUUUACGGUGCCUUCGUGGCUGGUCUAGAUGCAGGAUUAGUAUAUAAUUCUUGGCCAAAAAUGGCCGACAAAUGGAUUCCAGAUGAUUUAAUCGUUUCACGUUAUGGUUCAGGGAUAAAAAAUUUUCUGGAUAAUCCAACUGCGGUUCAGUUUGCCCAUCGAAUGUUAGCGUAUGCAACAGUAUUAUCGACGGAGUAUUGUGGGCGAAUGUAA
This is a messenger RNA of Heterobilharzia americana, 615 nucleotides long. Lineage: Eukaryota; Metazoa; Platyhelminthes; Trematoda; Strigeidida; Schistosomatidae. The record is from the annotation of a GenBank genome assembly.